This is a messenger RNA of Vollenhovia emeryi, 3069 nucleotides long. It is a transcript of the gene Mcm6, whose product is annotated as DNA replication licensing factor Mcm6. The record is from RefSeq and is a predicted model, not a curated record. Gene Ontology annotation, molecular function: single-stranded 3'-5' DNA helicase activity; single-stranded DNA binding; ATP binding. Gene Ontology annotation, biological process: DNA replication initiation; double-strand break repair via break-induced replication; mitotic DNA replication. Bases 399 to 2849 code for a protein of 816 amino acids. The transcript is spliced from 11 exons. Lineage: Eukaryota; Metazoa; Arthropoda; Insecta; Hymenoptera; Formicidae. Gene Ontology annotation, cellular component: MCM complex; nucleus.
UUGAUAACAAAUCCUUUUUCAGGGUGCUGUGGAAAUCGAGGUAACUAUGUUACCCGUCGGAAAUAUUGAUUACCUGGCCACGUAGUUCAAGGAACAUGGUUCGUGGCGCCAGUGAGUGAGACGCAAAGUUCUAGGGGAUCUGAAUCCGCGUGUCGUUAUUGGCUCUGAAAUUGCUGGUUCCAAGUUUAGUUCCAGUCGUUCCAGUCGCAAAGUUCUAGCGCGGACAACGACAUAGGUAUUCGCCUUGACGAGAACGUCUGUUGAGAAUGCGCUUGUGGUGCCAGUUGAAGCUCGUCUUCCCGCCAAAUUUCCGUCACGCUUGUUUACAGCCUCAGCUUCGAUUUAUCCGUACUUUUACUAAGUACAUAGCGUGUCUUAUAAUUUAUUGAAAACAAAAAAUGGAUGCUGCGCCUCUACAAGCUGUUCGAGCACGUGUACGAGAUGAGGUCGGGGUCAAGUGUCAAAAGUUGUUUCAGGAUUUCCUGGAGAGAUUUAAGGAAUUCGAGGUUGUUAAGUAUCUGGAACCAGCCAAGGAACUUGCCAGUCCAGAACGCUGCACGCUGGAGGUGUUCUUUGACGAUACGGAAGCAUACAAUCAAAUGCUCGCCACUACCAUAAUCGAAGAAUACUACAGGGUAUAUCCGUUCUUGUGUCAAGCAGUGAGCAACUUCGUUAAAGACGUGGGAAAUUUGUCAAAGGAUAAAGAGUGCUACGUCAGCUUUACCGAGGUACCUAUCAGGCAUAAACUGCGAGAACUGAAUACGUCGCUGUUGGGCACUCUGACUCGUAUAUCUGGACAAGUAGUGCGGACGCAUCCUGUUCAUCCGGAACUGGUCCUUGGCACGUUUAUUUGUAUGGACUGUAACGCAUAUAUCAAAAAUGUGGAACAGCAGUUUAAGUUUACGAAUCCCACGAUCUGUUCCAAUCCGGUGUGCAGCAACAGACGCCGCUUCCUGUUGGACGUGGAUAAUUCGGUGUUUGUCGACUUCCAAAAGGUGAGAAUUCAAGAGACGCAAGCUGAGCUCCCUCGAGGCUCUAUCCCUCGCUCUGUCGAAAUCAUUCUGAGAUCUGAGAUAGUGGAGAUGGUACAAGCCGGCGACAGAUACGACUUCACGGGAACUCUUAUAGUAGUGCCGGACGUAGGGGCGUUAACUUUACCGAGUGCAAAGACAGAGAUGGGGCCGAAAAAUAGAAACAAUGAUCAGAGGGAAGGUGUAUCCGGCCUCAAGGCACUCGGUGUCAGGGAACUGACGUAUAAAAUGGCAUUUCUUGCCUGCAGCGUCACCAAUACGAGCGCAAGGUUCGGAGGAACGGAUGCAAUGGAGGAAAUUUCGCAAGAAGCGAUGAAGAAACGAAUGACGGAAGCGGAAUGGAAUCGCAUCUACGAGAUGAGUCGGGACAAAAAUCUGUACACGAAUAUAGUUUCCAGUUUGUUUCCCGCUAUACACGGCAACGAUGAGAUUAAGAAGGGGAUCACGUUGAUGUACUUCGGCGGUGUGGCUAAAACUACGGAGGAGGGCACGUCGCUGAGAGGAGACGUCAACGUCUGCAUCGUCGGUGAUCCCAGCACCGCGAAGUCGCAGUUUCUCAAAUGCGUAGCCGAUCUGUCGCCCAGAGCAGUUUACACGUCCGGAAAGGCAUCGACCGCGGCUGGUUUGACGGCUGCGGUUGUACGAGACGAAGAAUCCUCGGACUUCGUCAUAGAGGCGGGAGCGUUGAUGCUCGCCGAUCACGGCAUCUGCUGCAUCGAUGAAUUCGACAAGAUGGAUCCGAAGGAUCAGGUUGCGAUUCACGAAGCUAUGGAACAGCAGACCAUUUCGAUAACUAAGGCCGGCGUAAGAGCGACCUUAAAUGCUCGAACUUCUAUACUGGCGGCGGCGAAUCCCAUCGGUGGACGAUACGACAGAAGGAAAUCAUUGCAGCAAAAUGUGCAGUUAACCGCGCCUAUUAUGUCGAGAUUUGAUUUGUUCUUUGUAGUGUUGGACGAAUGUAACGAGAUCGUCGAUAACGCGAUUGCCAAGAGAAUCAUAGAUUUACAUUGCGACAACUUGAACGAUCUUCAGGUGAUAUACCAACAAGAUGAGAUCAUUAGAUAUAUCAAUUUUGCUAAGCAGUUUAAACCCAUUUUAAGUCAGGAAGCUGCUGAGCUUUUAGUUGAAAAUUACACGGUUCUCAGACAAAGAACAGGUAGUGGAAGCGGCAAGUGGAGGGUCACCGUGAGGCAAUUAGAAAGCAUGAUUAGAUUGUCCGAAGCAUUAGCGAAAAUAGAAUGCAUGGACGAGGUGACGGUGAAGCACGUCAAAGAGGCGAAACGAUUGUUGCAGAAGAGUAUAAUUACAGUAGAACAGCCUGACGUCGACCUCGAAGAAGGCAUGAACGACGCAAACUUAGGAAUGGACAUCGAUGAGCCGCCACCGCUCAUGGCAGCAUUUAACGCUGAAGGCAACGACAAUGCACCACCUUCGACACCGCCUAACGAAACGUCGUGCGAACCGCCGAAGAAAAAAUUAACCCUGUCCUUUGAGGAGUAUAAGAAUCUGUCGAAUAUGUUAGUCCUUUAUAUGAGAAGCGAGGAAAAUCGUGUCGAGAGUGAAGACGACAAUAAGGGUGGUAUACGGAAAUCCGAAUUAAUUGCGUGGUACCUUGAUCAAAUACAAGAUCAAUUAGAUUCAGAAGUGGAGUUACUAGAGCGGAAAAACUUUAUUGAGAAGAUUAUUGAUAGAUUGACGUACCACGAUCAAAUUAUAAUACCUCUAACAACAACCAGCUUGAGAAGCAGAGACAAAGAAGACGAAGAAGAGGAGGAUCCCUUACUCGUUGUUCAUCCCAAUUAUGUCAUGGAUAUAUAAUUUUACGAAUCGAAGUGCCUUAAGACACAAAAGGAAGAAACAAUUGAUUAUUUUAUUUAAAAAAUUCGUAUUAAAAAAAUAUUCUUUUAUCCAAAUAUUAACGUCAUUUAAUCUUAGUAUUAAUGUCAUAUUUUUUUACCCGAAUUCUGUAAAUGUUAUAAACUUUAUGGAAUUCUUUUAACUACGGUGACGACGAUAUAAACGCAUUUUUUAUAGCAUC